Molecule: messenger RNA, 2958 nt
Organism: Xyrauchen texanus (razorback sucker)
Lineage: Eukaryota; Metazoa; Chordata; Actinopteri; Cypriniformes; Catostomidae
Gene: top3b
Product: DNA topoisomerase III beta
Exons: 17
Coding region: 324-2909 (861 amino acids)
Biological process (GO): DNA topological change
Cellular component (GO): nucleus
Molecular function (GO): DNA binding; DNA topoisomerase type I (single strand cut, ATP-independent) activity
Source: RefSeq, a predicted model, not a curated record
AUAGACAUCCAAAAACCGGCAUCUUGUGUCCUCGCCAGUGUCCCGAUGGGUUAUGCUAAGGUUGAAGGCUCCCCAUGUAGCAGGGUUCUGGAAGGACUUUUAUUUUGACACAACCGGAAGUUAACGUGCAAAUGAAACCGUGUCUGCUCGUGUACCGGUUUGUCAGUUGUCUGUUGUUGGUCUAAUAAGUCUAAUUAUCUAGCUUAUACACUUUUACAAAGUUUUUGUAUGUAAGAUAUAUUAUUGUGUGAUUUCAUACAUUUCCAUGGCUUGUUGAUAUACAUGACAGAUAGCUGAGAUCAGUAAACAAGUCAGAACCAAGGAUGAGGACAGUGUUUAUGGUGGCCGAGAAGCCCUCACUGGCUCAAUCUAUCGCCAAAAUCCUCUCUAAAGGUAGCUGUUCAUCACGAAAAGGCCUGAAUGGAGCAUGCUCCGUUCACGAAUACACUGGAAGUUUCGUGGGUCAGAAUGUGAGAUUUAAGAUGACAUCAGUGUGUGGACAUGUCAUGAGUUUGGACUUCAUCGGAAAAUAUAACAACUGGGAUAAAGUGGAUCCAGCUGAGCUUUUUAGCAAAGCUCCGACUGAGAAAAAGGAAGCAAAUCCCAAACUAAAUAUGGUUAAAUUCCUACAGGUUGAAGCUAAAGGUUGUGAUUAUGUCGUCCUGUGGUUGGACUGUGACAAAGAAGGAGAGAACAUAUGUUUUGAGGUGUUGGAUGCCAUUCAGCCUGUGAUGAAUAAGUCUUACGGUAAUGACAGUACUGUGUAUCGAGCCAAGUUCAGCUCCAUCACAGACACUGAUAUCUGUAACGCGAUGAACCGGCUGGGAGAACCCAACAAGAACGAAGCUCUGUCUGUAGAUGCGCGUCAGGAACUGGACCUCAGAAUCGGCUGCGCUUUCACACGUUUCCAGACCAAGUAUUUCCAGGGGAAAUAUGGUAAUUUGGAUUCCUCCUUGAUCUCCUUUGGCCCAUGCCAGACUCCAACAUUGGGAUUCUGCGUGGACCGUCAUGACAAGAUCCAGUCCUUCAAACCAGAGUCAUACUGGGUUGUACAGGCCAAGGUUUUCAGAGGGAAGGACAGCCCACUCACCUUGGAUUGGGACCGUGUGCGAGUUUUUGACCGAGAUGUUGGACAAAUGUUUGUCAACAUGGCAAAGACUGCUAAGGAGGCUAAGGUUGAGUCUGUGACUAAGAAAGAGAAAGCCAAGCAAAGACCUCUCGCAUUGAAUACAGUGGAGAUGUUACGAGUCGCCAGCUCUGCUUUGGGAAUGGGUCCACAGCACACCAUGCAAAUAGCAGAGCGUCUCUACACACAAGGUUAUAUCAGUUACCCUCGCACAGAGACAACACAUUACCCUGAAAACUUUGACCUUAAGGGCACCCUCAAACAACAGGCCAACAGCUCUUUCUGGGGAGAAUCGGUAAAAGCUUUACUUUCAGAAGGCCUCAACAGGCCGAGAAAAGGAUCUGAUGCAGGAGACCACCCGCCAAUCACACCCAUGCGAGCAGCCUCUGAGAAUGAGCUCGGCAGUGAUGGUUGGCGUCUUUAUGAUUACAUCACACGGCAUUUCAUAGCAACGAUCAGCCCCGACUGUAAAUUCCUACAGACCACUAUCUCAUUCAGCAUCGCCACGGAGAGCUUCACAUGCAGUGGCAAGACGCUCAUCUCUGCUGGUUACACUGAGGUGAUGCCCUGGCAGGGUAUCCCACUGGAAGAGGCCUUGCCAGUGUGUGAGAGAGGAGACAUAUUCACAGUGGAUGAGAUCAAACUAUUGGAGAAACAGACCAAUCCACCAGACUACCUCACUGAAGCAGAGCUCAUCACACUCAUGGAAAAACACGGUGUUGGUACGGAUGCCAGCAUCCCUGUGCACAUUAAUAACAUCUGCCAGAGGAACUAUGUGACUGUUGAAAGUGGCCGAAAACUCAAACCCACCAACCUGGGGAUUGUUCUGGUUCACGGGUACUAUAAGAUUGAUGCAGACUUGGUGUUACCCACCAUCCGCAGUGCUGUGGAAAAGCAGCUGAAUCUGAUAUCUUUAGGAAAGGCAAACUUCCAACAGGUCUUACAACACACCCUUGACAUUUUCAAGAGGAAGUUCCACUACUUUGUGGACUCCAUUGCAGGCAUGGAUGAACUGAUGGAGGUGUCCUUCUCUCCAAUCGCUGCUACAGGAAAACCUCUCUCUCGCUGUGGCAAAUGCCGUCGCUUCAUGAAAUACAUCCAGGCUAAACCCAGUCGCUUGCACUGCUCCCACUGCGAUGAGACUUACAGUUUACCUCAGAAUGGAGCCAUUAAACUGUACAAAGAGCUCAAGUGUCCUCUGGAUGAGUUUGAGCUGGUGCUCUGGACUUCUGGGUCUCGUGGCAAAAGCUACCCUUUGUGUCCCUACUGCUUCAGCAAUGCUCCCUUCAGAGAUAUGAAGAAAGGUAUGGGCUGUAAUGAGUGCACCCAUCCAUCUUGCCAACACUCUCUCAACUCUCUUGGGAUUUGUCAGUGUGUUGAAUGCGAGACAGGCGUCCUGGUCUUCGAUCCUACAUCUGGUCCAAAGUGGCGCAUGGCCUGCAAUAAAUGCAAUGUGGUGGUGCAUUUCUUUGAGCACGCACAUAAAGUGCAGGUGUCACAGGACAGCUGUGAGUCCUGUGAAGCCUCACUGGUCAUCGUAGACUUCAACAAGACUCGCUCGCCGUUACCUGAUGGUGAAACACAGCAUACUGGCUGUGUGUUUUGCGACUCUGCAUUCCAGGAUCUAGUCGAGCUGAAAUAUGCGACCAUGCGGCAUCCCAUGCACCGGGCGGGAGGAGCCCGCAGAGGGAGAGGGAAGGGGAGGGGGAGGAGGCCAGUGGGGAGAGGAAAUCCCAAAAAGCCCAAGGAUAAAAUGGCAGCACUGGCGGCGUAUUUUGUAUAGAAUGUGUUUGUAAAGAAUUUGUUGUGCUGUAAUAAUUAAAACAAACUAA